AUGCUGUCCUGGCCCUUGCAGCCCGUCACGUGCGAAGACUCGUUGCCUCCAGUGCACGGUCAGUCCGGGAGACGGAGACAAAGGUCACCGCAAGAUUCAGGUGACAAGUUUCCCUUCUUACCUUCGGUGGGAACAUGGCUGCUUCCUCUACCGCGCAAAUUUGUCACAGAUGCAUCGCAGCCGACGCCCGCCAAGAGCGACAUGCAAAUCGUCCUUCCGAAAACAGAGGGCAAGGUACUCCCCCUUCUCGAGAUCAUGCCCGUGAAGGCGGAGAUCUGGACUGGAUACUACACGAGCACGUGGACAACCUGCGAGAUCCGUCUUCACCAUGAUCGUAUCGACAUUCUCGAUUGCACAGGUCCUGAGGCAGCUACGGAGCUCAUGAAGCUUUGGCUUUCGGAGUUGCCUAAGACCGCAGUCCAGGUGGAUGGGAGAACGAUCGCCCUGGCAGCUCUUGCGCAGGUGCGAUGCAAAGGUGCUUCAGAGGCUUCACUCCUUGCCGUGGCGAUACGGUCUGCUGCCGAGAGGCUGGUGAGCAAAAUUCAUGAGCGCAAGUGGUCCUUUGUGUGUUUGAACGUGUACGACCUCUUCAAUUGGCAGAUGAGUAUUUUUAACAACGUGACGUGGCUGCUGGGAGCCGGUGGCGCCUACCAUGCUGCUGUAGAGGUUUACGGCGUGGAAUAUGCCUUUGGAGGCACGGAGUGCGGAAUUGGUGGCAGCGGGAUCACCACCUGCACACCGAAGUCUUGUCGGAAGCAUUCCUUCAGCGAAAGCCUCUGUCUGGGCGUGACAACUAUGUCAGCAGAGGAAGUUGAACAGCUGAUGGUGGAAUUGGCACCAGAGUGGUUGACACAGGACUACGAGGUGUUGGGUCCAAACUGCAUCACUUUCUGCCGGCACAUGUGCAGCAGACUUGGCGUUGCUGACGUGCCAGACUGGGUGGAUGCCAUGGCUCGAAGCAUCAAAGAACGCAAUGUCAUCUUCGAUCCCUCGACGGGCUCGGCCAAUUACAAGGGAGGAUCCUGCCCUCAACAGCAUUCGUGCAAGCUGCAAUCGCAAGGCUUUCUCGCUGGGUUCGUGGAAGUUGUGGUCUGCAGCUCCUGCGAGUGCGAAAUCGAGCCUGGCCUUCAACACUGGCACUGCAGUGAGUGCGACGAGAGUGCAGACCUCACCCCUACGGGGAUGAUUGCGCUGGACCCCAUGUGUGGCGUUGGCACGUAUCUUUUUGCCUUGCAGUGGGUCCUCGCCCGCGAUGGAGUGUCGGCCGAGUUAUUGGGAGUAGAUGCCGAGCGAGAAAGCCUUGCACAUGCUCGAUCCAAUGCUUCUCGGCAAGGCUGUCGAACACUGGCCCCAGAAUUCCUGGCUGGGGGAGCUAAUCGAGCCUUCGUUGCCAUGGCUCGUGUGUGGGAUUUCUCGGCGAGUUUUGAGCCGAAGACCGUCGCCACAGCCAUGGCGCGCAUCUGGAAGCUCGACGGCUGGAAGUUUGCGACGGUUCAUGAUGCAAACAACCGGCCCGUUGAUCAUUGUCCAAUCUCGCUGGAGCCGAUGGAAGAUCCGGUGCUUGUGUGCGAUGGGCACAUCUAUGACCGGAACUCCAUCACGCAGUGGAUUGCGGAGGGUAACAAGCUAUCGCCCUGUGUCGGUGAAGAUUUGGCCCAUACCAAACUGCUGAGGAUUCAGCCAUUUCGCGUUGCCGUGGAACGCUUUCUCAGGCAGCGUGGAUCUGCGAGCACAUCAGCGGAGCAGGCUGCAGUCUUCAAUCAAGCCGAGGGAACUGAUCACAUGCAGACUCAUGCUGCGGUGGCAGCCAUGGUGCAGAAGAAGCUGCAGCAAAGGGUGGAGAGGGCCAACGGCAAGGGCAAGGAAAAGUCAUGCGAUCGGGCAUUGCCAGCUGGCCGCUUCGCACUCGACGCCUUGGAGAGCUCGGUCCAUGAGAACGAAGAACGGCUGGCACAGAUGCAAGAGAGGGUGGAUGAGGGACGCCGCGAGAUGGAGAAGCUUCGGGGCAGUCUUCAGGAAGCGGCGCUCUUGCUUCUGCAGAGAUCUCUGCUGCGACAGCAUCUACAACCUCGCAGAGAGAAGGCAGCGACAAAGUUGCAGAGGUUCUUCCGCCAGCAACUCAAGCUGCGAACUUGGCGAAUCAGAGCGGAGAAGUUGGCCUCGCAUUUCGCAAGAGCCCUGGCUGCGGGCAACGAAGAGCUCGUGGCUCGCUUUCAGUCCAAGGGCGACGUCGACUACAAGCUCGUGCUUCGAUAUCUCAAGGAGGGAGAAGUCAAUCGACAACUCCAUACCGGGAUUAAUCCACUUUACACUGCGGCGAAAGCAGGUCAUACGAUCAGCGUGCGGCUCCUGCUGAAAGCUGGGGCAGACAAGGAGGUGAUGGCUGCUGCGGGAUCGGAGGAGAGCAAAAUGCACACUGUGAAGACAACCCCGCUGUAUUCGGCGGCCUCGUGUGGGCACAUUGGAGUUGUUCGGCUCUUGUGCGAAGCUCGUUGCAACAUCAACGCCGGGCCUGCAUUGACUCCACUUUUCCAUGCCGCCGAGUCAGGCCACAUGGAUGUAGUGCGUGUUCUAUGUGCUGCCAGAGCAGCCGUCAACCUGACCACGGAUACUGGUCUGGUUCCGUUGCAUGCUGCAGCCAAGAACGGAGACUUGGAAAUGGUGCUCCACCUGUUCAGAUCUCGAGCUCAACCUGACAUAGCCACAAGAAAGCCCGCCACGAUAUGCGCCUCUCACGGAAAGGGUGAGUUGGAAGCACGAAUUACGCCUUUAUUCCUGGCUGCAGGAAACGGGUUUGCCACAGUUGUCCAGGCGCUUUGUGCUCAACGAGCUGAUGCUGGUCAAGCACUGCCGGACAGCGGAAGAACACCCUUGUACAUUGCGGCAAGAAGUGGUCACGCAGACGUUGUGAAGGUCCUCGUUGAGGAAGGUGUAAGCGUCAAUAUAAGGCUAAACAAAACUGGUUGGCUGACGCCCUUGCUAGCAGCUUCGACAUACGGUCACAUGGCAUGCGUACAGAUACUCUGUGAAGCAAGAGCGGAUGUGGACGUUUCAGAUAGAGAGUUGGAUUCCACCGCAGUUCACAUAGCCUCGUCGCAGGGUCAUGCCGAUGUGGUCAAGCUGCUUUGCAAAAUGGGUGCAAACUUGAACAAAUCGCCAGCAAGUGGUGCAACAGCAGUGUACAUGGCCGCCCUGAAUGGCCACACCGAAGUUGUGCGAACUCUCUGCACAGCCAAGGCAGCGCCGGACACAGAAACCAGCAGCAAAUUCGGAAACAAGACACCGCUUUUCGUUGCUGCAAAGAGUGGGUACCUAGAGAUUGCCAAGAUCCUCUGCAUCGCUCGUUGUGAUGUACACCGAUCCUCAUCCACCGGUGCUACUCCCCUGCAUGUGGCAGCCAUGCAUGGUCAUGUGGAGAUGAUGGACAGGCUCCUGAAGAGCCGAGCAGAUUUGACCCGCGGGACCAGCAUCGGUGCCACGCCGCUCCACCUGGCAUCGCUGAGCAACAAGCCGGAGGCUGUGCGCUUCUUGUGCCAGGCCCGGGCGGACAAGCAUGCCAGCGCAGCCAGGACUGGGAGCACGCCGUUGAUGAUGGCCGUGCUUUGUGGUCACUCCGAUGUUGUGGACGUGCUGUGUGAGGAGGACCCGAAACGACAGGCGAAGAUGUUGAAGCAGACUGCGCUCUUGCUGCAUGUAGCUGCGCGUAAUGGCCACGAAGGGAUUGUGUGGCGCUUGUGCAAGUGCGGAGCAAACGUCAACGAAAUGGUGACACAGGAGGCUCUUGAUCAACUGCAUGAGGCGACACAACCACCUUGUGAAGAUGAGCUUGAGGCGGACAUGAGUAGAGAAGGGAUGAGAGAAGAUGAGUGGGCUGAAGACAACGGAGAGGAGGUCAAGAGAAAGCCUGAGCUCAGGGAGCCGGAGGCGGAUGAAGACGUGCCGGCUGAGGUCGAAGUGGAACGGGAACACCCCGAAGUCUCUUUGCAUGUAGGCGCAACACCGAUGUUUAUGGCUGCCUUGCUUGGGCAUUUCGAGGCCGUGAAGGUUCUCUAUGAAGCUGGAGCCCAGGUUGACAAGACUGGAGCAAAAGACGGGGCAACGCCCUUCAUUGUGGCAGCUCAGCAGGGACAUCUUGAAGUUGCAAAGUAUCUGCUCGAUCUUCAUGCUGAUGUUAACAGGCGCUUGACAGACAUGGGUGCCACGGCAAUCUAUCUGGCUGCAGAGAGUGGGCAGUCAGAGAUUGUACAGUUCUUGUGCAAAUACCGUGCAGAUCUAAAUCAGCCCACUAGUGAUGUCCCGCAGCCUCCAUUGCUGGCUGCUGCACUGCACAAUCACUACGACAUCGUUGCGACACUCUGUGCCGCCAGAGCAAACCUGGACCAAGUCCGGGACGACGCCACGCAGGACACGACCCUGACAAUGGCAUCAGAGUAUGGUUUCGUCCAGACCUGCCGUAGCCUCCUAGAAGCCAGGGCCAAUGCAAACAAGGCCACAGGUUCUGGAGCAGCGCCACUUCUCUUGGCUUCCGAACACGGCCACGAAAGUCUUGUGAAGCUCUUGUGUGCGGCGCGGGCUGACCCAAACCAAUGCUUGACGACCUCUCGUGGAAUAGCCCCUCUGCCGGUUGCUGUCAGAAGGGGCUUCCUGCCAAUCGUUGAGCACCUCCUACAAAGUCAGGCAGACCCCAACAUGAAGUGCUUUCCGGCACAUCUUUCAGCCAUUAUGCUGGCAACGGAAUCUGCAAAUGCCUGCUUAGGACACACGCUCGCAACGAUGCCUGAUACGCAUUUGCAUUCCGAUGUGGGUACCCCUGUGUUGUUCGUCGCUUUGUUACACCACCGGAUUGAGGUGGUGAGCAUGCUGUUGCGCCACCAAGCUGAUGCGAACCGAUGUGCGGACGACUUUAGUACGCCUUUGCUGUGUGCCGUGAGUACCGGUUUGACCCAGUCAGUGCGAAUCCUUUGUGAGGCCGGUGCGGACAUCAACUUCUCACGUGCACCCCAGGUCACAGCACUCCAAUCUGCAGCAGGCGAAGGCCAAGCCGAGAUCGUGGAAUACCUUUGUCAGAAGCGUGCUGACGUCAACCUGGACGCUCACGAUGGAACGUUUCCCUUGCUGGCGGCCGUGGCAACCGACGACAUUGACAACUCCCCCACCGUUGUUGAGCUUCUGCUGGUCAAGGCGGAGAUCGACAAGUCUACCAAAGAUGGGAAAACCCCACUGAUCGCAGCAGCUGAGCAUAACCAAGUCGAGACUGCGCGCCUCUUGCUGGGAUCUCGUUGCAACAUCAACGCUGCGAAGCAGAAUGGAACAACUGCUUUGCUCAUGGCAGCCGAGGUCGCUCCCCAAAGCUCCAACUUGGACAUGGCACAGCUCUUGCUUGAGCACAGGUCAUCAAUAGAUCGCGCAAACUUUGACUUCGGGGCGACUGCCCUGCACAUUGCGGCUUCUGGAGGACAUGCGCCUUUAGUACAGCUACUUCUUCAGCAUAGGGCACAGGUGGAUAAGCCUUCAACGAAGGGCCACAGACCACUUCAUUUUGCUUGCUGGUGGAACCAUCCUGAAAUUGUCCGCAUGUUGUUGGAUGCUAGAGCCGACAAGCAUGCACGCGUUGACAACAAGCCUGGCAACAACGCCUUCCUCAUGGCGGUGUUGCAAGACAACCCCGCUGUGAUGAAAAUCCUUUGCGAGGAUCAAAUCUCCGAGCAUCAAGACAUCGAGCUUUGCAGUGCUCUGUUACAUGUGACUGCCAGAAAUGGUCAGUCAAAAGUUGCUGACUGCCUUUUCGAACUCCGUUGCGACUUGAACAGGCUUGUCCAGGACGUGGAUAAAGCUGAUCUCACUUUGGCAGCACAAAGUGCACAGUGCGUGCACCCGUGCAACUCGGCAACAGCUAACGUCGAGGAGCCUGAAGACAAGGACUUUGAUGGUGCGGAUGCGGACGAUUUCGAGGAAGACAUGCUACGCGGAUGGGCUGAUGUCGAUGCUGGCUAUGCUGCGAUGUAUGCGGUGGAGGUCGACCUACAGGUUGGCGCCACGCCUUUGUACCUUGCAGCCUUCUAUGGUCAUGACGAUUUGGUGUACAGUCUCCUGUGCAACCGGGCUGAUCCCGAAAUCUCUUGCAGACAUCAAACCCCUCUGAUGGCUGCAGCCCAGGAAGGAAAUUCGGAGGUGGUGAGGGUGCUUUGCGAAAGCCAAGCAAGCCAAGCUCAUUUCGACCUCGACCGAACGGACCAGCAGGGAAGGACGGCACUUUUCAUUGCUGCAGAGGAGGCACGCACGGACGUCAUCUACGAGCUGUGCAGGGCAAGGGCAGAUGUCAACAAGGGAAUAGAAGGCCUCUCACCGCUCCACAUGGCUGUGAGCGGUAACUGUACGGAGAUGGUUUGUAUGCUGUGUGCCUCCGGCGCUGACAUUGAGGGUGUGAGGGCAAGCCUACAGCAGAUGAUCAGAGAGCGUGCCAGUGAAGAACACGGUGACAACGACAGGAGGCGGUUGGGGGGUGUGAAUGUGCAGCAUGUGUCCAGUCGGAUGCUUCCCGUCGGAAGCAACGCAGUCGACCUCAUCCUCGUUGACCCGCCCUGGGGGCAACGCCACAGCAGGCACACGUACGUGCGGCAGCAUCUCUACGCUUGGGCGUGCGAGUGGGCACGCGUUCUUCGACCCGGAGGCUAUAGUCCACAGGAGCUUGCCGAUUGCACGCACACUGGUCUCAAAGACGCGCAGCAAGCCGGCACCAGUUCACGCAAGGUCGUUGGGCGUUACAUAGCCCGUUUCAGGGUGCGGAAUCGUCUCGGCUGCUCCGUUCGGCUCCUAACACCACAGCCACAUGGCAGUGGCAUGAAUGGCAUGCAACAGCUUGAAGUUGCGCACGGCGCAGAGCACUUGAUCGAAGGUGCUGGUGAGGAUGGUCACGUGAUUGCUGUCAGAUUCCAGUUCCAGGGCCAGGAGUAUGACAAGGCAUUCAAAGUACCAAGCGAUGCGGUGCUUCUUCUCCGCUCAUUCGAGAAGGGAGAGAUUGCCUUCCGGGUUCAGACUGCCACGGGUUCUUCGCCCGCGGAGGAGGCAGCCGUGGAUUCCGUGCAGCUUUGGCAGGCAGUUGUCAGCGACGAGGAUGCAGCAACAGCCAGUCCUCCCCCAGUCACCGGGGAGGUUGUGGAGGUGAUUCCCGGGAACCUGUCUGUGGCAGAAGUGUCAGAGGACCCACUGUGCUAUGCCACCGGAUCUGGCACAUGGGUGGAUGCGGACCCGCAGAGCUGCGAUCGAGAAGAGGAGCUGGACAUGCUUUUUGAGGAAGAGUCAGCGAAAAGAGGCCAUGCCUCUGAUUCAGAAGGACCACAAGAAGCAGAUUCGGAGGCCUGUGUCGAAGCGGAUCCGACUUGGACGCUGGAACAGCGAGAUCUCUACGCGGAGCUUUUGGACUUGCAGUUCUCCACCGUGCGAGCUCGGAAAGCCCUGGAUGCUGGCUGCGCAGACCUUGAAGAUGCUGUGGAAUGGCUGGAAAAGCAUCAGCAUGAUGACGAUAUCGACAUCUCUCCUGCCAUGUUGAAAGCUCGCGAGGAUGAAGAAGUGGCUUUGGCCGUGCUGCGGGUGCUCACAAUCCCUGCUUUGCAUCGCCUUUCGUGCCUUCAAGCAUUGCACCGGAUCUUGAGGAACAUUUUGGCAGAUCCCGAGUCUCGCCGAGUCAGGCAAAUCCGGAUUCAGAACCCCCGGUUCAAAGAAAGGAUCGGGCGCUUUGCGCAGGCCGUCUCACUUCUUCGGAAGAUUGGUUUUCAACAAGGCGACUUUUGGACCAGCGCAUUCGACCGUGAGCCGUGUUUGGAAUGGCGGCUGCCGGUGGGUUCUGCCAACCCGAUGUCGCAGCGAAUGGAACGCGCAUUCUCCCUAAUUGAUGAAGUCCUACGUGCUCCGGAUUCUUGGAUACCCAGCGUUUGUGCUGCCAUGCCCGAGGUGAAGAGCAGCUUCGGCGAAGCAUUGGACGUACCAACAUCACCAACGUCCUCCGAAAUUACUUCCACUGCACGUGAGCUGCUUGCAGAAGUGCAUGCUCGUCGAGCUCGCGACCCGCGAGGCUUCCAGGAAGCCAUGCGAGCUGCAGGACGGCAGCCCAAUCCAUCGGUGUAUAGCCUUCAGUCUCGUGCAACUGAUGCCAACUGGCGACCGCUCUCGGAACGCUUCCCCGGAAAGCGAGAGUUUAAUCUACAGGAUCUCGAGAACAUGCGUGUGGAAGAGGCCAUUGGCAACAUGCCACUGUAUGCCAAGGAAUACGAGGCCAGUCUGGGGCAAGCGUCGUCCUAUGGACAGCUCGUGUCACGCAGUUACGAUCCGAACUACUUGAGUCGGCGGGCUUUGGACGAGACCAACAUUUUCCGGGGUUCCGAGAGGAUGCCGCCGUUGAAGUGGUGCCAGGGCAUUGCUGACAUUGCGGCAGAGCACGCUCGGCAAAUGGCUCGAGGUGAGAUGCCCUUCAGCCAUGAUGGCUUCUCGGAUCGAGUGAGUCGCUAUCCGAUUCCUCACCUCAGUGCGGCGGAGAACCUGGCAUACAACAGCGGCGUGGCUGAUACAGCUGGCGUUGCGGUCCAGGGCUGGAUCAAGUCGCCGGGCCAUCGCAAGAAUUUGUUGGGUGCUUUCGACCUCUGUGGAAUCGGUGUUGCGCAGUCCUCCUCUGGACAGUUCUUCUUCACGCAGCUGUUUGCCCGAAGCGCCGGCGGGGUUGUCACGAUCUGCACCAAGCACUUCGAGAAUCAAGUCUUGCAGUACAUGCAGAAGGAGGGACGGCUGAUUCUGGAGGAUGACACCCCGUUUGAUAACAAGGGCUGGACACAGUGCAAGGUCUACACCCUCCGAAAGCCACCCGCCCCGAACCCAGAACUAACAGUGCCAAGUUGCAAAG
Symbiodinium necroappetens is the source of this 8893-nucleotide messenger RNA. The record is from the annotation of a GenBank genome assembly. NCBI's taxonomy places the organism in Eukaryota, Dinophyceae, Suessiales, Symbiodiniaceae.